Lactuca saligna is the source of this 1442-nucleotide messenger RNA. The record is from the annotation of a GenBank genome assembly. Lineage: Eukaryota; Viridiplantae; Streptophyta; Magnoliopsida; Asterales; Asteraceae.
AUUUAAUAGCCGUCGGAGCCGUACCCAAACUCUCUUCUCUCAUCCCAAAUUUCACUCGCCGGCUGUUUCUUUUAUAUCUUUUUUUUCACUCUUUCGGUCGUCGUAUUCCUUUUCAUCAACUAAUGCACCCAUCUUGAUAGCAAAAUAUGUAUUUACCCAAAUGGAUUUCUGUAAUUUUGAUUGUUUCCAUAUUCAAACCCCAAAUCUCGAUUGGGGUUUCUGAUAUUUCGAAACAAUUUCUCAAACUUGCUAAAGAAGACGAGGUUUUCGAUUGGAUGGUGGGGAUUAGGAGAAGGAUACACGAACAUCCUGAAUUAGGUUACGAAGAGUUUGAAACCAGUAAAAUUAUCAGAGACGAAUUAGAUAAAUUAGGUAUUGAUUAUAAGUAUCCAGUUGCUACUACCGGCGUUAUCGGUUAUAUAGGCUCCGGUGAACCUCCUUUUGUUGCUAUUAGGGCAGAUAUGGAUGCUCUUCUCAUGCAGGAAAUGGUGGAAUGGAAACACAAGAGUAAAGUUCCUGGAAAGAUGCAUGCUUGUGGCCAUGAUGCUCAUGUCACUAUGCUUCUUGGUGCAGCCAAGAUUCUAAAAGACCAUAGCCAUCUUUUAAAGGGGACGGUGGUUCUUGUUUUCCAACCAGCAGAGGAAGGGGGUGGAGGGGCAAUACGGGUAAUAGACAGUGGAGUUCUUGAAAAUGUGAAAGCAAUAUUUGGUCUACAUGUAUCUCCAGGGUUACCUUUAGGUGAAGUGUCCUCUAAAUCAGGUACACUUUUGGCUGGAAGUGGCUUCUUUGAAGCUGUCAUAACUGGAAAAGGAGGUCAUGCAGCCAUUCCACAACAUUCAAUAGAUCCUAUUUUAGCAGCUUCAAAUGUUGUUGUUAGUUUACAACAUCUAGUCUCACGAGAAGCCGAUCCUCUUGAUUCUCAAGUAGUCACGGUUGCUAAGUUUCAAGGAGGUGGUGCUUUCAAUGUUAUUCCAGAUUCAGUCACCAUUGGUGGUACCUUUCGAGCUUUUUCUAAAAAAAGUUUCAUGCAUCUCAAGCAGCGGAUCGAGGAGGUUAUUAUAGGGCAAGCAAAAGUACAAAGGUGCAAUGCGAGUGUUGAGUUCUCCUCAAAAGACAAACCUUUUUUUCCUGCUUCUAUAAAUGAUGAAGGAUUGCAUAAGCACUUUGUAAAAGUUGCAGGGGAUGUUGUUGGAGCUUCUAAUGUUAAAAGUAUGUUGCCAUUAAUGGGAUCUGAGGAUUUUUCGUGUUACCAAGAGGUGAUGCCUGGUUAUUUCUACUUUCUUGGAAUGAAGAGUGAAUCGAAUAAAAAUCCUGCAUCUGUUCAUUCUCCAUUUUUUGAAAUUAAUGAAGAUAUACUUCCCUUUGGUGCUGCAAUGCACGCUUCUUUAGUUGCUAACUACCUCACUGAUGUUCAAACUUCAGAAACUCAUGACGAAUUGUAA